UGCGAACUUCUUUCUUGAAGGACUGCGAGUUGGUACUUACUACUUAGUGCCACGUCACAUCAUUUUCACCUAGCCCGGUUAUGGUUUGCUGCAGUUGAUUUCUCGAAUAAUAUGCCAAAACGAGUUCUUACGCGGUCGCCGUGCAUGCAUUUAAACCGAUCCACGAGUCACAGCCCAUCCAUACAGGUCCUACCACCAUGAACGAGAGCCUUAUCUCAGAGUACAAAGACAUCAUCACCUCCAGAGGGUUGACUUACCACUACCUGUCCUUGACAGCUGUGGGUGACAAGCCCACUCUACUCUUCGUUCACGGGUUUCCCUCGACCUCAUAUGAUUGGUAUCAUCAGAUUAACUACUUCUCUGAGAGGGGAUUCGGAGUAGUAGCACCUGACAUGCUCGGAUACGGUGGCACGUCCAAACCCACUGAUGCGUCCUCCUUUCUACGCACCGCGAUCGCGCAAGACUUGCUCGAUAUUCUUGAUGCCGAGAAAGUCCAAAAAGUCGUAGCCAUCGGACAUGACUGGGGUUCACCCGUGAUCUCUGUCCUGUCAAUGAAACACUCCGACCGGUUCUUGGGUUUUGCAUGGGCUACCGUCCCAUACGAUGUCCCAGCUGGCCCUUUCCCUGGGAUCGAUGUUGUUUUGGAACUGCAGACCAAGACAUAUGGUCGGCCGCUUCUGGGGUACUGGAAGUUUUUUGAGCAAGAAAGUGCUCCCCUGAUUAUCGAGAAGAAUCUGGAAUCCUUCAUUUCCUUGGCUUAUCCGGAUGACCCAGAUGAUUGGCUGACUCUGAUAAAUGUGCCCGGAGCGUCACAGGCCUUCGUCGAAAGUGGAAAGACGACAAAGAUAGGUAGUUAUUUCACAGACGAGCACCACUCACAUUCGUUGGAAUCGCUGAGGAAAGGUGGCUUAAUGAGCCCCCUGAACUGGUACCAUAGCGUGCUCAAGGGCGUCAAUGACCACAUUAUGGAUGAAAUACCAGAAGAAAAUCAGUUUAUCAGGAAACCCGCGUUCUUCGCGAAAUAUGCUAAGGGUGGUCUCAACAUUGUGGAGUUCCAAGGAGGACACUGGGUUCAGUUGGAGGAACCGGACACGUUCAACAAAGAGCUUGAAGGUUGGAUUCGCGAUACGUUACAACAAAGUUGUUAAGGAAUGUCGGCGGGUGCCUGCCCACGAAGAC
Messenger RNA from Suillus paluster, 1179 nucleotides. RefSeq names its product Alpha/Beta hydrolase protein. NCBI's taxonomy places the organism in Eukaryota, Fungi, Basidiomycota, Agaricomycetes, Boletales, Suillaceae. Gene Ontology annotation, molecular function: catalytic activity. The record is from RefSeq and is a predicted model, not a curated record. The transcript is spliced from 6 exons. Bases 198 to 1148 code for a protein of 316 amino acids.